AUGCGCGCUUACCAACUGUACAGCAUUCCGUGUUCUAAUGAGGCCAAAAGCCGCAGCUACAAUGCCAGGUCACCACGGAUCCACCUGAACCCAAAGCCACUUCUGAGAUUGUCCAUGGCUCCAUCUCUCACCCUCAUUAAAGAGAGUCAGCUCCUGUAG
Chondrus crispus (carragheen) is the source of this 159-nucleotide messenger RNA. RefSeq lists its product as hypothetical. The coding region runs from base 1 to 159 and encodes 52 amino acids. The transcript has a single exon. The record is from RefSeq and is a predicted model, not a curated record. NCBI's taxonomy places the organism in Eukaryota, Rhodophyta, Florideophyceae, Gigartinales, Gigartinaceae.